This is a messenger RNA of Parastagonospora nodorum SN15, 1139 nucleotides long. RefSeq lists its product as hypothetical. Gene Ontology annotation, molecular function: oxidoreductase activity, acting on the CH-CH group of donors, NAD or NADP as acceptor. The transcript has a single exon. NCBI's taxonomy places the organism in Eukaryota, Fungi, Ascomycota, Dothideomycetes, Pleosporales, Phaeosphaeriaceae. The record is from RefSeq and is a predicted model, not a curated record. Bases 1 to 1062 code for a protein of 353 amino acids.
AUGUCAGGCCAACAAACCCGCCAAUGGAUCCUCUCCAAUCCUCCCCAAAACGACCCCGUCCUCGAGGGCUCUGACGCCACCUUCAAACUCGAAACCGUCACGCUCCCUGCCCCAGGAAAAGACCAAGCCCUCGUCAAAACCCUCUACCUCUCCAACGACCCUGCGCAACGCGGCUGGAUCCAAAAGGGCCAGGACCCAGAGCGCCUGUACGUCCCGCCCGUCCAGGCCGGCGAGGUCAUGCGCGCCUUUGCCGUCGCCGAAGUCGUAGAGUCCAGCUCCGACAGCUUGAAGAAGGGCCAAUUGGUCAUGGCACCGACGGGAUGGACCGAGUACGCCGUCAUGGACGUCAAGGAACUACGACCCGUCCAGGCAGAUGAAGCCUCUGGCAUCCGCGCUACACAUUUCCUCGGUACCCUCGGCGGUACUGGUCUGACCGCAUACAACGGCCUCAUCGAUGUCGCACACGCAACCAAAGACGAUGUCGUCGUCGUGUCCGGCGCGGCGGGCGCGACCGGCUCGAUUGUCGUGCAACUCGCCAAGAACGUCAUCGGGUGCAAGAAGGUUAUUGGCAUUGCAGGCGGCGCGAAGAAGUGCAAGUGGGUGGAGUCUCUCGGCGCCGAUAUCUGCGUCGACUACAAAUCCCCCUCUUUCAAGGAGGAUCUUCUCAAGGCUACCGAGGGCUACGUACAAGUCUACUUCGACAACGUCGGCGGCGAAAUCCUUGACUUGAUGCUCACGCGCAUCGCGCGGCACGGACGCAUCGCGGCGUGCGGCAGCGUCGCCACCUACAACGCGCCGGGCUCGCAGGGUUUGAAGAAUUGGUUCGAGGUGAUUGCGAACAGGAUUGAGAUUAAGGGGUUCAUUGUGAUUGAUGCGAUUGCGGCAGGGAAGGCGGCUGGGUGGGUGGGUGAGUUGGCGAAGGCGGCAAAGGAGGGGAAGAUCCAGAUGGGAGAGGAGACGGAGACGGUGGUGAAGACAAAGUUUGAGGAUGUGCCGAAGACGUGGACGAUGUUGUUUGAGGGGGCGAACACGGGGAAGUUGGUUACGGCUAUCACGGCUUAGAUGUGGGGUUGGAUGAAUGAAUUGAAAUGGAUGAUGAGUCUAGAGUGACAUAUAGAAUUACUUGCAUCGUUCCGCUA